Molecule: messenger RNA, 2864 nt
Organism: Cheilinus undulatus (humphead wrasse)
Lineage: Eukaryota; Metazoa; Chordata; Actinopteri; Labriformes; Labridae
Gene: nox1
Product: NADPH oxidase 1
Exons: 13
Coding region: 297-1997 (566 amino acids)
Biological process (GO): defense response; superoxide anion generation
Cellular component (GO): NADPH oxidase complex; plasma membrane
Molecular function (GO): superoxide-generating NAD(P)H oxidase activity
Source: RefSeq, a predicted model, not a curated record
AUUGCCUCAGUCCAGCAGAGCAAAAUUUCCUGCAUGGUGCAACUUCCUCAUUCCACACUUGUUUUUCCAGCCUUGAGUUUCCAGAAGGUGAUAAUGUGGCCAUUCAACUUUAAGAGGAAACCUCUCCUAUAAACUCUAUCAUCAUCACAGUGUCAUAAGGCGUCAGCUUUUGCUUCCUUGAGUCACCUGCACACCUGCAGAGGAGGGAGGAGCCAGAUAGGAGGCUUGAAGAUAAAAAAGGUGUCGCGGGGUGAAGAUGCAGGGAAACUGCUGCGGGUCGAGAUAAAGUGAUCAUCAUGGCUAACUGGAUUAUCAACAAUGGGCUUACAGCCUUCAUACUGAUUGUCUGGAUGGGCAUCAACACCUUCCUUUUCGUCUGGUUUUACCUCUUCUACGACCAGGGGGAUCAGUUCUUCUACACGCGUCAUCUUUUAGGGUCUGCCUUGGCCUGGGCCCGAGCUCCUGCUGCUGUCCUCAACUUUAACUGCAUGCUGAUCCUGCUGCCAGUGUGCAGAAACCUGCUGUCUCUGAUCCGCGGCUCUUUCAUGUGUUGCGGCAGAACAAUGAGGAAACAACUGGACAAAAAUCUGAGUUUCCACAAACUGGUAGCGUACAUGAUCGGCCUGAUGACAGCCGUUCACAUGAUCGCCCAUCUGUUGAACGUGGAGUGGUACAACAACAGCAGACGAGGAGUUUACGACAAACUCAGCACGGCUCUGUCCACCCUGGACGACACGGAAAACACCACCUACCUGAACCCCAUCCGCUUCAUAGGCGUGGAAGCCCAGCAGAAUCCCACCUACCUUGUCUUCACCACCAUUGCCGGCCUCACAGGUGUCAUCAUCACCUUGGCCCUCAUCCUCAUCAUCACAUCCUCCAUGGAGGUCAUCAGGCGCAGCUACUUCGAGGUCUUCUGGUACACCCACCAUCUCUUCAUCAUCUUCUUCGCCGGUCUGGUCUUCCACGGAGCCGGACGCAUUGUGAGAAGUCAACAGACCACAGACCCACCGCACAACUUCACCAUCUGUAAGGACCGCAGUGACGAGUGGGGACGGAUUCCUGAGUGUCCCAUCCCACAGUUCGCUGGAGGAUUCCCACAGACCUGGAUGUGGGUGAUUGGUCCCAUGAUUCUGUACCUUUGUGAGCGUUUGCUCCGUUUCAUUCGCUACAUGCAGACAGUCAGAUACAGAAAGAUUGUGAUGCGACCGUCUAAGGUGCUGGAGCUGCAGCUGGUGAAGAACGGUUUUAAGAUGGAAGUGGGCCAAUAUGUCUUCCUCAACUGCCCAGCCAUCUCCCAGCUGGAGUGGCACCCGUUCACCAUGACCUCCGCCCCAGAAGAGGACUUCUUCAGCGUCCACAUCCGUUCAGCUGGGGACUGGACUGACAAACUCAUCAGCAUCGUGCAGGAGCUGCCAGAGGGAGCACAGGGACCAAAAAUGGGCGUGGAUGGACCCUUCGGCACAGCCAGUGAGGACGUGUUCGACUAUGAGGUCAGCAUGCUGGUGGGAGCUGGCAUCGGAGUCACUCCUUUCGCCUCCAUCCUCAAAUCCAUCUGGUACAAGUUCAAAAACUCCAACCCUAAACUCCGCACCAGGAAGAUCUAUUUCUAUUGGCUCUGCCGGGAAACACACGCCUUCGAGUGGUUCGCCGACCUCCUUCAGGUGCUGGAGAGAGAGAUGGAGGAGAGAGGAAUGGUGGAUUUCCUUACCUACAAGCUCUUUCUGACCGGCUGGGAUCAGAGCCAUGCUCAUCACGCGUGGGUUCACUUUGACGAGGACACAGAUGUGGUCACUGGGCUCAAACAGAAAACGCACUAUGGAAGGCCUGCCUGGGACAAGGAGUUCGAACAAGUCCGCAAAGAAAACCCCACAUCUGUGGUGGGGACUUUCUUAUGCGGCCCUGAGGCUCUGGCUAAAGUCUUGGAGAAAAAAUGUGUCAAAUACUCAGACGUGGAUCCUCGGAAGACCAAAUUUUACUUCAACAAGGAAAACUUCUGAGCCAUGGGAGUUCAUCGGGAAAGCAGUGCUUUUUAUUGCAUCUUGAAGGACUGCUCUUGUCGGGGACUUUGCUUCCUCAAACAAAGACUCGCUCAGGCUGGGUGUGUUUCUGCACACUCGACCUUUAUGCACUCUAUUAAAAUAGAAGCAUAGCAUGUUGUUUUCCAGCACUACUCAGGUAUUUCAGAUUUCUUCAACCAUGAUGAAAACAUGAAUUAGAAUGAGCUGAUAAUUCACAAUGACGCAAGGUUAACACGCACAGCCUUGUCUGUAUAGAUCACUGUAUUGUUGCUUUAAUCCAUAUGUCUGGUGUGGCCUUUGUUACUGACACUUGAACAAACACGCAUGGAAAUAUUUCUGUUACAGAAAGAUUAGGACCUCAAAGGGCUUGUCUCUUACAUGCAUUUUUAAAUAUGCAAAAAAAGAAAACAGAUUAAAAAGACAUGUUGAAAUUUUAAAUCAGAGCAGUAGUUAAAGAUCUAACUCAUAAAAAUCAAACUCAACUGCUGCAGCAGCUCUGCAGGAACUGAUAAAGGAUCAAAUGCACUGUAAAUAACCAGCUUUUGUUCUUAACUGUGUGAUUACGCUACAUGUUGAAAUAAUUGCAUUGUGAAACCGCAAAACUUUAACUUUUCUCCACUUAAGCGUCACCUGUUGCAGAAGAAUGCUUCCUGGAAACCAGCAGUGAUUUAUCGUUUGCUGUCACAUUACCUGCAUUUCCUUAUCGCUAGAAUUAAUGAGGUAAAGCAGGAGCUCACGUAGCCUGAGGUUUUCAAACUCAAGACAUGUUUGCAAACUUAUCAGACUUCAUGAUUCACUGUGUUUAUGCCCUUUCUUGUAAAUAAUUCUAAACUCAUUUUGAAUAAA